CUCCCCAUUAGAAGUCCCGGAGGAGCUGCAACACUUGAGUCUCAGUCACUUGCAUGAACUCUCAUCCUCGAAUAGAUUAUAAUCAUCAUACAUAUACCUAUAAAUACAUAUCGCUGAAAACCCAAAUCUCAGAUAUAUCUCUUUUUCGGUUUUUUAUUUUAUCCAUCUAUUCGCUCUUUGUGUUCUCUUUGCAGAAAGUUUGAAUCUUUUUGUGAAAAAUGAGGUGGGAAAAGCUUGAAGCUCAGAGUACUAAUGGGGGUUUGGUGGGUCCCACGAGUUCUGGGCCAGGGAAGAGGUGGGGUCAUUCGUGUAACUCCAUUAGAGGUGGGAGAUUUUUGUAUGUGUUUGGAGGUUAUGGGAAGGAUAAUUGCAGGACUAAUCAAAUUCACAUCUUUGAUACUGCUACCAGAAUGUGGAGUGAGCCUGCUGUAUAUGGUGAACAACCUGUGCCAAGGGAUAGUCACAGUUGUACAACGGUAGAAGAUAAUUUGUUCAUUUUUGGGGGCACAGAUGGAGCAAACCCUCUUAAGGAUUUGCAUAUAUUUUACACCUCAUCGAACAGAUGGAGUUCUCCACGUAUAAGAGGUGAGGGACCAAUGGCAAGGGAAGGACACACGGCUGUGCUUGUUGGUAAACGAAUUUUCAUUUAUGGUGGAUGCAGCAAGUCCUCAAACAGUUCCCAUGAGGAAUAUUUUAAUGAUUUAUACAUACUGAACACAGAAACAUUUGUUUGGAAGCAUGCUGAAACAUCUGGCGCCCCACCAUCUAAACGUGACAGCCAUACUUGUUCAGUUUGGAGAAACAAAUUAAUUGUGCUUGGUGGCCUUGAUUUAGAUGGAUUCUAUCAGUCUGAUGUCCAUAUUCUUGACACAGAUUCCCUUACAUGGGAGAAAUUGAACACUUCAGGCCAGCUGCUGCCACCUCGAGCUGGACAUACUGCUGUUGUUUUGGGAAAAAACUUGUUUGUUUUUGGAGGUUUCUGGGAUGAGCAGAACGUAUUUGAUGACAUACAUAUGCUCGAUGUUGAAACAGGAUGUUGGACUAAAGUGACGGCUACAGGUGAGGGGCCAUCAGCGAGAUUUUCUAUGGCUGGUGAUAGCUUGGACCCACGGAAUAGAGGUGUUCUUGUCUUUAUAGGUGGCUGCAGUAAGAAUUUAGAAGCACUGGAUGACAUGUACUAUCUAAACACAGGAAUCUUGACAGAGCCUGAUCGGGACGAGCGAAGGAUAGAGAAGUUAUCUUUGAGGAAAAAACUAAAACAGAAGUGCCAAGAACAACAUACUGCUUCCCCAGUGUAUGGCAGAGCUGAGACCGAUUACCAACUAGGCCGGCAAAAUUCUUCAGGAAGAAUUAUGUUUCAAGCUAGGGUUGCUUCGAGCUCACCUUGUAGCUGUACAAUUGAGACCGUAAUUGAUGGUAAACGUCUUUCUGGAGUGAUAUUCCCCACAAAGACAGGUGGUGAUGAUCAUGCCAGACGAUAGAGCCUCUGCUGCACACAAACAUAGUGGUUUGAUACAAAGAUCACCUGGUGCAAUCAAUUUGUUCUCGAAAGGCGAGAUAUUUUAUUGGGGAUGUAGGCUCUAUCUUAAGUCAGUCGUGACAAGUUUGUAUAGUUUUGCAGAGUUUUUUUUUGUUCUAUUGGAUUCCCUUUCAGUUUUAGUUGACAGUAGAACAGUGAUUAGUAUUGUUCAUUUAACACACCUCUUUCAUUGCUAAUUCAGCAGAGUUGCUGCUUUUUUCUUA
Messenger RNA from Daucus carota subsp. sativus, 1743 nucleotides. RefSeq lists its product as uncharacterized. The transcript has 9 exons. The coding region runs from base 219 to 1481 and encodes 420 amino acids. NCBI's taxonomy places the organism in Eukaryota, Viridiplantae, Streptophyta, Magnoliopsida, Apiales, Apiaceae. Gene Ontology annotation, molecular function: protein binding. The record is from RefSeq and is a predicted model, not a curated record.